AUGACGAACCUCAACAUUUCCCGUCAAUCAACCCGCAUCAACCUUGUCUCCUCUCAUUGCACCUCGUCGACGCGAGUAUCGCCUGUCUGGACGUACCGCGCCUCCCAUUCGCUUCGAGCCAAACCUCGGCUAAUUCAUUCGGGACCAACUCCCUCGCCCCCGCCACCCAAAAAACGAGCACUGGUUGAUAUCGCACUCAUUGCUGGUGGUUUCUUUUCGAUCGGUGCUACUGUCCUCUGGCUUCAAAACACCCGACAGAAGGAAAUUGAUGACCCUCUAUUUGGGGCCACAACAAGCAGAGAGCAAUUCGAAAUCCCGAUCGCCAGCCAUACUGGCUCUCCCGCUGCUAAAAAAAUCCUAACCAUGCUAUCAACUCAUGAGGUCGAUCAACUGCUGAAGAAAUAUGAGACUACCUUCUCCGUCGAUCGGGUGGGAAACCCAGUUUACCGAUACGAUACUAAUCAUGUGGCAUCAAAUGCGCCAAUAGAAGAUGAUUCGUUAUGUGCUGUCAUGACUCGCAAUCAGUCAGAGUCAGAUCCCAAAUCAUUUCCCAAACCAUCUCCCAAGGAUAUGCUUUUUUUCGGUGUUUUUGACGGUCAUUCUGGUUGGCAGACCUCGAAACUACUAGCCGAACAGCUUUUGCCCUCAGUCAACCGAGAGCUACACUCUGUCUUCCGCAGUGAACCGGAGUAUGUGGCGGCCUAUCUUGCGAAGCAACUUGCACAAGCCCACCCUGGCAAGAAGGCCAACAAUGGAGCUCGAGAAGUUCAAAUCCCGAAGAGUGUCAUGGAAAAGAUUUGGAACAUCGUCACAUGGAGCAAUCGACAUAGUCGAACGGUAAUUGACGAUCUUGACCAGGACGAUGAUAUUGUCAAGCUUGCUAUUCAAAACGCCUUCGUCAAGCUAGACAAUCAACUUGUGGGCCGACCUGUGCAGAUGCUGGCGGCAUACGAGGCACAACAGAAAUCUGGCGACAAGAGUAUUCCUAAAGCUUAUGGAGCCGAUGUCACCCCCCAACAAACAGCCUCCCUACAAGCUCUGCUACCAGCCCUAAGCGGCUCUUGCGCUUUACUGGCGUACAUUGAUACUCUACGCUCAAAAGUACAUGUAGCCUGCACUGGCGAUUCCAGGGCGGUCAUGGGAGUCUGGGAUCCGAAAGCUAAUCAAGGUAAAGGUAAAUGGAAGGCGCAAUUGCUCAGCGAAGAUCAGGAAGGCCUGAAUCCGAGGGAGGUUGAAAGGAUGCGAUCCGAACAUCCACCUGAAGAACGAGAAAAUGUCAUCAGACGCGGCAGAGUUCUGGGGGGCUUACAGCCCACCCGAGCGUUCGGCGAUGCACGGUAUAAGUGGCCAGUCGGUAUUCAAGAGAAACUUUAUAAAGCCUUUCAUCCCUCUGGAAGGGCGAGACGUGAUCCAGUUGACUACCUCACGCCACCCUAUGUGACCGCCAAGCCUGAGGUCGUUUCUGCGCCUAUUCCCACUCCAAGCGAGACCGAUAAGCCGGCUUUCGUUGUUUUGGCGACUGAUGGUUUGUGGGACAGACUGGAAACCGCCGAAGUUGUUGGGCUAGUUGGCAGAUGGAUUGAAAUGGGUGGCCAGCCUCCCUCGCUCUUAUCCCCCAAACAGCAAGUUCUGGGCAAGAAGCAAGUCGCUGCGGCCGAUCAAGUCGAAGUCAUUUGCCCUCCUGGAGGCUUCCCGCCAACCGCACAUGACCCUCAAAGUUCUUCGCAACAAUCGUUCAUUUUUGAAGACACCAACGUUGCUACUCAUCUGAUUCGCAAUGCCCUCGGAGGUGCAAGUCGGGAAAAGUCCGGGUUCUUGAAAAUCGUCUUGAAGCAUGAAGGAGGUAGAUCGCAGCCGCUGAUACACUAUGAGUCCACCACAGAUUCAUAG
Puccinia triticina is the source of this 1890-nucleotide messenger RNA. RefSeq lists its product as uncharacterized. The transcript is spliced from 7 exons. Bases 1 to 1890 code for a protein of 629 amino acids. Gene Ontology annotation, biological process: protein dephosphorylation. The record is from RefSeq and is a predicted model, not a curated record. Lineage: Eukaryota; Fungi; Basidiomycota; Pucciniomycetes; Pucciniales; Pucciniaceae. Gene Ontology annotation, molecular function: protein serine/threonine phosphatase activity.